Molecule: messenger RNA, 1701 nt
Organism: Calypte anna (Anna's hummingbird)
Lineage: Eukaryota; Metazoa; Chordata; Aves; Apodiformes; Trochilidae
Product: keratin, type II cytoskeletal 6C
Exons: 9
Coding region: 1-1701 (566 amino acids)
Biological process (GO): intermediate filament organization; keratinization
Cellular component (GO): keratin filament
Molecular function (GO): structural constituent of skin epidermis
Source: RefSeq, a predicted model, not a curated record
AUGUCCCGCCAGUCGAUCUGCAGAAGCUUUGGAGGAGGAAGCAGAAGGGGCUACAGCUCUUGCUCUGCCGUUGGUGGUGGCUUUGGAGGAUGUGGGUCCAGAAGCAGGAUCAGCUAUAGCUCCUUCUCCACAUCCAGGGGAGUCGGAGGCAGCGGACGCUGUGGAGGUUUUAGCAGCAGGAGCCUCCAUAACUUGGGUGGCAGCGGAAGGAUUUCCAUGGGUGGCUCUUAUGGCGGUGGAUGUAGGAUUGGUGGCUUUGGUGGAGGCUAUGGAGGAGGAUUUGGCAGCAUUGGAGGAGGUGUCAUUGGUGGAGGAAUAGGCAGCUUUGGUGGUCCCGGGAGAGGUGGUCCUGGGUUCCCUGGAGGCAUCCAACCCGUGCAGGUUGACCCAACCCUCCUGCGGCCGGUCCACGUUGAUAUCGAUCCUCAGAUCCAACAAGUGAGGUGCCAGGAGAAGGAGCAGAUCAAGACUCUUAACAACCAGUUUGCCUCUUUCAUCGACAAGGUCCGAUUCCUGGAGCAACAGAACAAGGUCCUCUCCACCAAGUGGGAGCUCCUCCAGCAGCAAGGGCCCUCGGCUCCCAGGAAAAACCUCGAUGUCAUCUUUGAGAGCUACAUCCAGAACUUGAGGAAGAGGGUAGAGGCACUGAUGGGACAGAGGGGACAGCUGGAGUCAGAGCUGCAGAACAUGAGGCAGUACGUGGAGGAGUACAAAUGCAAGUAUGAAGAAGAAAUCAACAGGCGCACAGCUGCUGAGAAUGAGUUUGUGGUGCUCAAGAAGGACGUGGACUGUGCCUACAUGACCAAAGUGGAGUUGGAAGCCAAGGUGGGAGCUCUGACGGAUGAAAUCAACUUCCUGAGGUGCAUCUACGAGGAGGAGCUGUCCCAGAUGCAGAACAUCAGCCGGGACCUGUCGGUGGUGGUGUCCAUGGACAACAACCGUCACCUGGAUCUGGACAGCAUCAUCGAGGAGGUCAGGAGGCAGUACGAGCAGAUCGCUCAGAGCAGCCGGGCUGAAGCUGAGGCGUGGUACCAGAGCCAGUAUGAAGAGCUGCAGAGCACUGCUGGAAGGCACGGGGACAAUCUCCGCAACACCAAGAUAGAGAUCCAGGAGCUGACCAGGAGUGUCCAGAGGCUGCGAGCUGAGAUUGAGAGCAUCAAGAAGCAGAACCAGCAGCUGCAGUCAGCAAUUGCAGAGGCUGAGGAGCGUGGGGAGAUGGCCCUGAAGGAUGCCAGGAGGAAGCUGGAGGAGCUGGAAUGUGCCCUGCAGAAAGACAAGGAGGAGCUGGCUCGCUUGCUGAAGGAGUACCAGGAGCUGCUGAACAUCAAGAUCGCGCUGGACGUUGAGAUUGCCAUGUACAGGAAGCUGCUGGAGGGGGAGGAGAACAGGCUGUGUGGAGACAACCCGUCCAACGUCAACGUCUCUGUUGUGGGCAGAACCACCAUUGCUGGUGGCAGAGCUGGUGGCUUUGGAGCCGGCAGUGGCUUGGGAGGAGGAGGAGGAGUGAGUACCGUGGGAGGAGGAAGCAUCAUUGGUGGCAGCUGUGGCUUGGGAGGAGGAAUCCUCGGCGGUGGCUUCUCCUCUGGAAGUGGAAGAAUCUGCAGCUCUGGAGGUGGCAGCUUCGUGGCAGGGGGUGGCUCCUCCUCGGUGAGGAGAUGUGUCACCACCACGAUGGUCAAGUCCUCAGGUGUCAAAUACUGA